UAAGCUCACAAAAAUCUCUCGCAUAACUGACGAUAGAAAUGUGGUGAGCGCGCGCGUCGUCUGGUCUUUGGGACCCAGUGGCAGACGGCGGAUCGGCCGGCCCCCCGCUGAGCUCCAGCCCUCUUUCUUUGUGUCCUUGCAGAAGAGGAUCGGAGCCGGAGGAGCGGGGCUGCAGCGCCUGGUGGCUGGACUCGGGUUCACAUGGCUUCUCCCAGGACCCUGACCGUCGUGGCCCUUUCCUUCGCCCUCGGACUCUUUUUCGUGUUCAUGGGCACCAUUAAGCUCACGCCGAGACUAAGCAAGGAUGCCUACAGUGAAAUGAAACGUGCGUACAAAAGCUAUGCCAAGGCCCUGCCAGGCUUGAAGAAGGUGGGCAUUAGCUCGGUGCUCCUUCGCAAGGUCAUUGGCACGAUGGAAGUGGGCUGUGGCAUUGUCAUGACGCUCGUCCCCGGGAAGCCCAAGGAUGUGGCCAACUUCCUGCUGCUGCUGGUCAUGCUGGUGGUGCUGUUUUUUCACCAGUUGGUUGGCGAUCCACUGAAGCGUUAUGCCCAUGCCCUCGUCUUUGGCAUCCUGCUCACGUGCCGGCUUCUCGUAGCCCGGCAGAAUGAGGAGCAGCUCGACAGGGAGGAGAGCAGGGAGGAGCAGGUCAAUGCUCAGGAGAAAAAUAAAGUUAAAUUGUCUUAGACCGAAACCAUGGAACUGGGCAGCCCUGUGUUUGGAAGUCGUUCUGAAUGAAAAGUAUCCUGGAAAAACACGUUUCCACAAAUAAUGGCUACAUAUCACAAACAACCAGAACCCUCCUUCCUCUAUCAAGCCAGUUAUCAGCACUGCAUAUGUGUUAUUAUUUUUUUUUUUAAUUUCACCUACUUUCCACCCAACUGUGGACGUUUCGUUUUUGCCGCUCCAGAUUUAGUUCAGCUGUCUGACGACAGAGAUUGCAGAAGCCAGAUUUUAAAAGCCAUUUUCUCUGUUUUAAAUGUUUUCAAUCCGCUGUGCAUGUCAAAGUGUUGAACGUGUGAAAGGACAAGGGAUUCAGUUUUAAAUGAAACAUUUCUCUAUGCAGUGUCAUUAGUAGACAUAGAUACAGUAGUAGAAAUGUUCAAAUUACCAUAAUUUGUGUUUUCUUUGUGAUCCCAUUUGUGCUGUGCAUGUAAGAAUGGUUAUUGCAGAGCGAUUGUGCGAGUGAAAUUAUGUUUUAACAAAUUUAUUAAAUUUCUAA
Messenger RNA from Scleropages formosus (Asian bonytongue), 1219 nucleotides. RefSeq names its product transmembrane protein 35 (gene tmem35). Gene Ontology annotation, cellular component: endoplasmic reticulum. The record is from RefSeq and is a predicted model, not a curated record. Gene Ontology annotation, biological process: positive regulation of protein localization to cell surface; chaperone-mediated protein complex assembly. The transcript has 2 exons. Gene Ontology annotation, molecular function: acetylcholine receptor regulator activity. Bases 202 to 684 code for a protein of 160 amino acids. NCBI's taxonomy places the organism in Eukaryota, Metazoa, Chordata, Actinopteri, Osteoglossiformes, Osteoglossidae.